Dermatophagoides farinae (American house dust mite) is the source of this 1296-nucleotide messenger RNA. RefSeq lists its product as uncharacterized. NCBI's taxonomy places the organism in Eukaryota, Metazoa, Arthropoda, Arachnida, Sarcoptiformes, Pyroglyphidae. Gene Ontology annotation, cellular component: nucleus. The record is from RefSeq and is a predicted model, not a curated record. Gene Ontology annotation, biological process: regulation of transcription by RNA polymerase II.
UUUGCUUAUGAUACAACUAUCAGCUCGGCAAUUCUGUUUUAAUCCAUAUGUAAAAAAAAAUAAAAUUAGAUAAAUAUAUCUUUUUAAAGUUGGAAUAAAUAAAUUUUUCUUGAAAUUUUCAUUCUAUUUCGACAUUAAAAGCUCUUUGUGUUUGUUUGACGAACCUAAAAACAGUCUCGAAAACUCAUUUUUUUUUGGUGUCAAAAAAAAUGUCCAAAACAACGAUAGAUCAAAAACAUGUUGAUUUUGAUGAUGGCAAAUUGUCGGAAAAUUUUAUACUAAAUCAUGAUGAUAUAAAUUUGGACAUCAUACCCAGUAUUGGAUCCAAAUGAAAAAUAUCCAAAGAUUUUUACGAAAUAAUCAUAAUCAAAAAAUAUAAAUGUAAAUCAUGUGAACAAAUGUUUGAUUCAUUCGAAGAAAUUCAUAAUCAUCAUAUUAUUGUACAUAAAAAUGGAAAUCAAACAGAAAUUCCGAAACUUUUGUUCAUUGAUUCCAGUAAUAUCCAUACAUCAUAUCGAGAAAAAAGUAAUAAAAAUAUCGAUAAUAGAUCAUUAAAAAAUAAGACAAAAAAACGAUCACAACAGCCAAGAAAAUCUUUGAAAAGAAAAUAUCCCUGUGAUUGGCCCGAUUGUGAUUAUGUUGCAAGCAAUUCAGUUCAUCUAAAAGAUCAUCGUCGAAUACAUAGUGGAGAGAAGCCAUAUCGUUGUGAUUGGAAUGAUUGUGGCCAUAGUUUUACACAAUUAUCAUCGCUUCGAUUACACAUUCGAACACAUACUGGCGAACGUCCAUAUGAAUGUGAUUGGCCUGAUUGUAAUAUGCGUUUUACGCAGAAAAGUAAUCUCAAAGUACAUAUGCGUAAACAUACUGGUGAAAGACCAUACAAUUGUGAUUGGCCCGGAUGUGAGGCCAAUUUUGCCGUCAAAGGUAAUCUUGAACAUCAUCGCAAAGCACAUUGUGGUUUGAAAAUAUUUGUCUGUGAUCAUCCAAAUUGUGGCCGUACAUUCGUGGAAAAUGCUCACCUUCGUAAACAUGAAAUGAUUCAUCAGGCUAACAAACCAUUUAAAUGUGAUUGGCCUGGUUGUAAUUAUAAUUCAUGUCGUCGAAUCGAUGUUGACAAUCACAAAUUAAUACAUAGUGGCCAAAUCAAACAAUUUCAAUGUCCACAUUGUCCAAAUAAACAAUUUACACGAUCACAUCUAUUACAUAGACAUGUACAACAAACUCAUUUUAUCAAUAAUUGAUUGAAAGUUUUUUUUUAAAUUUAAACCUUUAUUUAUAAAAAUUUCAAAAACUAAA